AUGACGUCUCCCGAGGAUACACAGUCUGCUGUUCAAGAAGACUCGCUGUCUUCAGCGCUUUCACGAUACCGAUCGCGCAUCUACGCAUUGAACUGUAAAAUGCUCGAAAGACUGCUCCAGAACUUGCAAAUCGAGCCAAACAGUGAUAGCACUGCCGACAUGCAACGGUUCAUCGCAAAGGAAUGGUUAGAUGGUGAAGAGUUCGACCAAUCAUUCCACGUUCCGAAUGACAUAUAUCUCGUCCUAUCUGAUGGCACAUCAUCACCGUUAUCGGUCCAUGAAAGAGAUGAGCUAUUUAAGGAUGUCGAGGACAACAUGAACAGCUGGGUAGACCCGGAACUUCGUCCUGUACAACUUCCAGCGGAUUUCAAGGCUCUCUGUGGCCUUACGAACUCACUUACUGGACCGGGACUUCCACGAUCGAACACUGCCGAUGUCCCACAGCCGUUUGCUUCAUUGCAGUAUCUGUGUGGCAUCUUUGGCGAGCCAAUGUAUGGUGGCUGUCGGAAUCUGGAGGAAUUUGCAGAGAAGAUCAACCUGAAGGGGUAUGAGAUUGCAACAGGUGUUCAGACGGGAGAUCUCGAAGGUGAUCAAGGUGGUACCUACCUAUGCCUGUGUCGCAAUCAACAUGAACCAGAGAAUACCUUCAAAUGGCGCUGGAUAACACAAUUCGAUGUGACUGACAUCAUUUACAACAACGUCGUGCAGUUGCUAGAAGAGUCCUGGAAGGAUUUCUUGAAUAUGCUCACGUUGAGAUACGGUGAUCUAGGUCAGGACGAGAUGUAA
Aureobasidium namibiae CBS 147.97 is the source of this 786-nucleotide messenger RNA. RefSeq lists its product as uncharacterized. The record is from RefSeq and is a predicted model, not a curated record. NCBI's taxonomy places the organism in Eukaryota, Fungi, Ascomycota, Dothideomycetes, Dothideales, Saccotheciaceae. Bases 1 to 786 code for a protein of 261 amino acids. The transcript has a single exon.